AUGGUUAAUGUUACCAGAGCUCAACGCGUGGAAAUUAUUCAAUAUACAGCUGAUCAAAUACAUCGCCACAUUUUGUAUUUCCGGUGUUAUUUGUUUAUUAAAUUAUUGUAUUUGAUCAAUAUUGUCAGUCAAUUAAUAUUAUUACACGUCUUGGUCGGGGUUCGAUUAUUUCGUUUUGAUUCGCUCAUGAAAAACUUUUCUCCAAAAAUUUAUUGUCUCAUUCAAAUACAAUCGACCGGUUUUAUUGUCGAUGGAACACAUCCAAUAUUUACUGUACAUGCUGAGUGCCUGUUGCACUUGGACAUGUAUUUAGGAAUUAUCUAUUUAAUGUUUGGGUACCGGCUCGUUUUUAUUGGAAUAUGUACAAUUUACAGAAUUUGUGGUGCUCUGAUAUCGUCGAUAACACUAAAACGGCUACACAACAUUCGAAAACAUCUUUUAUUGAGCAAUACAAACCGAGAAGAUGUAACUCGAUUUGUUGAACGAUUUGAAUCAGAAUACUGUCGUCGAGAUGGCUAUUUGAUUUUUUUGUUUAUUCGUGCUCAAGUUGGAACAACUUUGAUAGGUAAGUUCUUGUUUAUUCACGUGGUUCUAUUGGUCAUCUCUCAUCGUAUCGUUUCUCAAAUUCAAUCCUUACCAAUGUCACGUUUGAUCAUUCGUACGUAUUUGAAUUCUCUCACAAAAUCCUUCGAUGAUUUACCACACUUAACCAAUGAUCAAUAUAUGAAGCUGAUAGAAAAGUUAUCGCACCAGAUUGAUAACUUUUCAAAUGAACUGUCAAUGGACAGUUCAUCGAGUUCAGAAGAUGUCGCUGUCAGCCGGGAUCAAUCAAAACAGAUGGUAAAGAUGAUACUUGAACAACAUGAUCUUAUGGUUAAAACACUCUGUUCUCAACACGUUCGUGUCUCUCCUGUCAAUGUGUCUUCGCCUCAGUCGGGGCUGCCACAACAAGUGUCUAGUCAAACCUCAUCGUUGGUGGAUAGUCACAUUGGAUCGAGUCAUACUGAUAACACUUUGUCAUCCACACCGGUUCAACAGAGGGAAAUUACGACUUCUCCCCUUAAGAAAGCAAAACAGUUUGAAUUAGUGACAACAGCUGGAUCGAGCAUUACUCGAGGUCUUGGUAAUGGGACAAUCGAUUUUUCGAAUAAGUCAUUUCGAUAUCAUGUUUACACGAAAAAUGGUGCUGGGAUCGAGAGAAUGACUGAGUUUCUCAAAGAAAAACACUUCAAACCGUCACCUCACUUCAUUGUUUGUGUUGGCACGACCAAUUUGAAAUAUGACAAACCGAGUGAUGCCCUUGAUAAAACAGAACUUUUGAUCGCGACAUUUAAAAACUCGUAUCCAAAUUCGAAAUUAGCUUUAACCACCCUAUCUCCAAUGAAUAUUUGUGGCCUGAAAGCCUCAGUUGAAGCUCUAAAUGAGGAUAUUAGAGAAUACAACGGCAACUUAGCAUCUCUAACCAUUAGUAUGGGUGUCGACUUGAUACCGAUUGAUUAUGAUGAGCGCGAUAUGAUAUCAUCACUUGAGCGAUUCAGUGUGCCUCAGGGGUCUAUUUUGGGUCCCCUGUCUUCCUCAUUUUUAUCAAUGAUCUGUCUCCGCCUACUUCGUCAUUAG
Molecule: messenger RNA, 1617 nt
Organism: Didymodactylos carnosus
Lineage: Eukaryota; Metazoa; Rotifera; Eurotatoria; Philodinida; Philodinidae
Source: the annotation of a GenBank genome assembly